Messenger RNA from Elaeis guineensis (African oil palm), 631 nucleotides. Its product is annotated as histone H4. Lineage: Eukaryota; Viridiplantae; Streptophyta; Magnoliopsida; Arecales; Arecaceae. Gene Ontology annotation, molecular function: protein heterodimerization activity; structural constituent of chromatin; DNA binding. Gene Ontology annotation, cellular component: nucleosome. The record is from RefSeq and is a predicted model, not a curated record.
GUACAGAAAAUAGGCGCAGCGAACUACGACUUCCCCUCCAAAUCGAGAGCAAGAAAGAAAGAAUCGGAGAUGUCGGGACGAGGCAAGGGAGGCAAGGGACUGGGAAAGGGCGGGGCCAAGCGGCAUCGCAAGGUCCUUCGGGAUAACAUCCAGGGUAUCACGAAGCCUGCCAUCCGCCGCCUGGCCCGCCGAGGCGGCGUCAAGCGCAUCAGCGGGCUCAUCUACGAGGAGACUCGCGGCGUCCUCAAGAUCUUCCUCGAGAACGUCAUCCGCGAUGCCGUCACCUAUACCGAGCACGCCCGCCGGAAGACGGUCACCGCCAUGGACGUUGUCUACGCCCUUAAGCGCCAGGGCCGCACCCUCUACGGCUUUGGCGGCUAAAGGAAGGAAGAGAAAAAAUUCGCAUCAGCGAUUCGCUAAAUUUCUAGAAUUAGGGUUAGGAUUUUCUCAGCUGCUGUUGUUUCGUCUUUGUUGAUGUAAGAUAUAUUUUAAAGAUUAGCAAAUAUUUUCCUCGUUGCUCCUCAUGAAUGUUGUUUGUGAUUUCAUCGGAAUGUAAGUUUUAGGGUAUUUGAUGAAGUCCUACGAUUUGAACUUUGUUAAUGGAAGUGGUUACUUUCUGUUCAGCUUUUUA